CUUCAAAUUAAAAAUGUUAUUGUGGUCUUCUUCCAUGUUGUUUUGGUUAUAAUUAAUAAGUAACAUGAAAUUCCUUGUUUUAAGUUGUUGCUAAUUAUUUAAACUAUGAAAAAUGUUAAUUAUAAUCUUUGAGUGAAUAAUAACAUGUGUGAAAAUGGUUUCUGUUUGCGAUUCGGAAUUCGAUGAUGAAAUUCAAGCUAUCAAAAUCACCGAUCCUCUAUCUUUGAACAAUGAAUUCGAAAAUGAGGACAUUGAAUUCAAACAGGAGGAACUGGACAUUCCAACACAUGUGUGGUCUGAAGAAGAGUACGAUGAAGAAGAAGAGGAAGAGGAUAACAUAGAAGAGGAAGAGGAAAACGUAGAAGAGGAAGAAGCGGUAGAAGAGAAGGAGGAGGAGGAGGAUAGAGGAGAAGAAAGAGAACAAAAUGUUGAUAAAACAAAAGAGCCUUCAAACGAAAAUAAUGAUGUGAUUGACAUAUCCGAUGAUGAUAAUGAUGAGGCAGAUACACGCAAUAAAGGAUUUACUCUUAAUGAUCUAUUGGCAGAGUCUGUUGAGAAAAAACCAAAGAACUUGAAACAGUCGAUUCAAAAAGACAUCACAGAACUAGACAAGAGGUUAGACAUUGUCGAUAGAACUCGAAGCGAUGAUAAAAAUGUAAAUGGUGAAUUCAACCACUUCAAACUGGUGCCAUCCGAGUCAGCUGAAUUAGCGUCAAAAACAACUGGAAAAAAUAAUAGAAAAAAGAGCACUAAAAUGGUCGUCUGUUUGAGUGAGCCGCACGAAAAUAGUCCGAAGAAGAGGAAGAGGAAGAAGCAGCACCAACCAUCACAAGCUUUACCGGAUUUGAAAUUCCCCUGCAACAAGUGUAGAAAAAGUUUUGCCUCCAAAAACGGACUGAGCAUCCAUCUGAGUUGGCAUGGAGAAGAAUUUUCCAUCCGGUACAAGUGCAUGGAGUGUGGCCGGAGCUAUGAGUCUGCAAAGGAGCUAACUGAUCAUAAGCACCAGGUUCAUGUGGACCAUAUGCCCAUCUACGACUGUCUGAUCUGUUUCCAUGAGCUCUGGUCAGAGGAGUUGUUCUUUCAACAUUUGCACUCAACACAUUCGGAUGUGUCCUACAAAGUAAUGGAGCAACAGUUGACCAGCGACAGUUUUAGGUAUAUGGCAGUGUUGAGUGAUAGGGUUGGGGUAGAAAAUGGCGGGAAUCAUGAGCCAUCAACAGAGACUCACUUGGUGUGGAAAAGCGGCUCAAGAAGACGGAGACGUAGACGCAAUAAACAAAUGCAGAAUACUGGAGACUCUCUGGGGAUUCCUGGACAGAUUGGUCCUGGAGGAAGUGGUUAUGGAGGAUAUGAUGGUGUUGUGAAGGAGGCCACAGAACCCUCAAUCGGGGGAGUAAAGGUUCUUGGAAAAGAACUUCUGCAGGUAAAUGGCGACCCUUUGAUAGGAAAUCCCAUGGGGUUGGCACUUCUGAGAAAUAGUGUGAUGCAGCAAACUAAGGAGCCUCUAAUUAGGGACCCUGGAGGAACAAGUAUUCUUAGAAGAGAACUUUUGUGGGAAGCUGGAGACUCUUUGAUAGGAAAUCCCAGGGGAAUAGCACUCUCUGAGAAUGGUCUGGUGCAGAAACCUGGAGAUGCUUUGAAUCCUGUAGUUGAUUGUCAGCAAAGAACUUCAAUGGAGAAUCCAGGGUGGAUAAAAGUUCUUGGAAAAGAACUUUUGCAGACAACUCAAGACCCUGCAAUAGCAAACCCUGGAGGUAUGGUAGAAAGGCAGAAAAGAAUGGACCCUUGCACAAGAAGAAUAGGAAUAUUAGGGAAAGGUGGUGCUUUUAUAACAAAACGUCCAAACAUAGCAAGUGAAACUCUAGUGCCUGAAAGCAGGGAUGAGGAAAACCGAAUGUGCAUUGUUGAUGUUCCAUAUUUGGAGGGUAGAUACUUGGAAAAUGUAAACAUUGGCCCAAAUAUGCAGGGGAUAUAUAUGGAAAAUGCCAACAAUGUUUCAAAUAUGCAGGGAAGAUGCAUGGAAGGUGUCAUAAAUGUCCCAAAUAUGCAGGUAAGAUACAUGGAAGGUACCAACACAUUAGUUGCAAUGAACCAGUUGUCGGAAGCUGUGCCUAUACAAGCAGUGCGACAUAUACCACUAAUCAACAGCAAAUGAAUGCAAGUCCAAGAAUUGUCAACAUCCUGCAAGAAAGAUCGUCAAUGGAUAUGGAUUUCGACCAGCAAAACAACCCAGCUCAAUACAGACAGGUCAUCAGGUGUCAACCGCCUGUAGAUACUCAAAUUCAGAAAGAAUAUGU
Messenger RNA from Nilaparvata lugens (brown planthopper), 2297 nucleotides. RefSeq lists its product as uncharacterized. Lineage: Eukaryota; Metazoa; Arthropoda; Insecta; Hemiptera; Delphacidae. The transcript has 7 exons. The record is from RefSeq and is a predicted model, not a curated record. Bases 155 to 2155 code for a protein of 666 amino acids. Gene Ontology annotation, molecular function: RNA polymerase II transcription regulatory region sequence-specific DNA binding; DNA-binding transcription factor activity, RNA polymerase II-specific. Gene Ontology annotation, biological process: regulation of transcription by RNA polymerase II. Gene Ontology annotation, cellular component: nucleus.